Molecule: messenger RNA, 1498 nt
Organism: Linum trigynum
Lineage: Eukaryota; Viridiplantae; Streptophyta; Magnoliopsida; Malpighiales; Linaceae
Source: the annotation of a GenBank genome assembly
UAGUAAAAAAAUCAAGAAUGUCACUCUCUUUGUACCAAAUAAUUAUUCAUUGUUUAGUUAAUCCUCAUCUUUAAAAUAAUGCUUUCUUUUUUUUAACCGUUUAAUAUCAAUAACUCGAGUUGUUUAAAAAAGUUCAACGACGAAUUUUACAUACCCCGGUGGUGUAUGAGUUGAAAAGAAAGAAGAGAGACGGGGGAGGCGCGGUGGUGUUGGAAUUGAUGUUGGUGGCGAUAGUUGAGGGCGGAGGAGUCUUCUUCUUCUAAUAAUCGUAAUUUUUUUUUUAUUAUAAUCACUUCUAAUCGUAAUUAGAGUUCUACCUUAAUUAGAAAAUUAAGCUUUUCCUCUAAUUCACUCUUUAUUCUACUUCUCUGCCUCUAUAUAUUAAACCGCGACAGUUUAACUCCAGAGAGAGAGAAACAUAGCGACCCGACCCAAUGUACCGGGGAAUCCAGCGGGCGCAGGGGAAGCGAGUGGUGGACCACGGCAGGGAAUUCACGCUCCUGGUCGAGGUCAGCUCGGCGGCGGAGAUUGACGGGUUCGCCGACCACAGCGACGUCGGCGCCGAACAGCGGUGGUACCGGCUCAACAUAUGGGUCGACCCGGCGUCCCGGUUCUCGACCAGUACGGUCUGGACCUGGACUGGCCCGACGUGGAAGCAGAGCUGUAAGAUCCCCGUGGAGAUCGGGUCGUCGUAUUACGACGGGACGCUGAGCGUGGAGGUGGAGCGGGUUGGCCGGCCAGAUUGCGGUCGGGUCGGCCCGACCCGGGAACGUCGCACGGUCGCGCCAUCGUCGGGAGGGCGAAGGUGGGGCUGCCGAAGUUGGGGGAGGAGAAGGGAGGGAGGUUUGGGCUCGUGAGGGCCGGCGGCGGGGAGUGUAAGGCGGAAGGGUUUGUGUUCUUGAACAUGAAGUUGGUUUUUUUUUUUUUUUUUUUUUUUGAUGAAUAAACAUGAAGUUGGUUAAGAGGCAGAAAAUGAGUUUUGAUGAUUGAUUUAUUAAUUAGAAAGGAAAAAAAGGAUAAUUAGGGUUUGGAUUAACUCUCGGAUAUGUAGAUAUGGUUGAUUUUUUAGUGGUGUUAGGAAUUCGGGCCGAUGCGUGUCUUGUUAUUUUUGUCGGUGAAUCAAGAUCGAAUAUUUUCGAUCGUUGUUACGUUGAAAUGAUGAUACAUUUUAAUGUUUCGAGCUUGAUCGUGUGUUUGCGUGUUAACUUUGGAUGGGAAUUGAGAUGACAAUUGUGUUGCCCCGUAUGUUUGUCUGAUGCAAUGGCUGGUCUCCUGGCAUGAGAGUGUUGAUGCUGUAUUGUAUACUUUGAUAUGAGUUGUGAGAUAGAUCUUUCUAAGUACAUUGUUUUGUUGUGUAAUGCAAUAUUGGUCUCUGGAGUCACUUUAUGAAGUCUGGUUUGUUUGGUAUGAACUGAAAUGAACUCAAAUUGGUGGUUGUUUGGCCUAAGAAUUUACUGAUAUUGCUUGGCCUUUUAUUGAAUGAAGUUCUUGAAUUGGU